GGGGCCCUUAGCUUCUGGACUUGACUUGUUUAAUUCAGUUGCCAACCCAAGUUUUUAAAAGAAGGAUGAUGUGGAAGAUGUCUACCGGUAUGCACUUGCACAACACCAUUGCGGUGUUAAUUCUUGCUAUUGUAUUGUGCCUCUCUACUGUCAAUUGUCAAGCAACCUGUCCCCCGUUGACUGCCCCUAAUGAUGGUAGCAUAUCGUAUGGCCUCGCUGUUGAGACCAAUGGCGGGUAUGAUAUUGGCGACGUAGCCACGUUCUCUUGUGAUAAUAACUUCAUUCUGUCGGGAUCCACCACCAGCACGUGCCAGAGUGACUACACAUGGGACAAUAGCGAACCCACCUGCCAAGCAACCUGUCCCUCGUUGACUGCCCCUGAUGAUGGUAGCAUAUCGUAUGACCUCACUGUUCAGACCAAUGGCGGGUAUGGUGUUGGCGCAGUAGCCACAUUCUCUUGUGACGCUAACUUCGAUCUGUCGGGAUCCACUACCAGCACGUGCCAGGGUGAUAACACAUGGGACAAUAGCGAACCCACCUGCCAAGCAACCUGUCCCUCGUUGACUGCCCCUGAUGAUGGUAGCAUAUCGUAUGACCUCACUGUUCAGACCAAUGGCGGGUAUGGUGUUGGCGCAGUAGCCACAUUCUCUUGUGACGCUAACUUCGAUCUGUCGGGAUCCACUACCAGCACGUGCCAGGGUGAUAACACAUGGGACAAUAGCGAACCCACCUGCCAAGCAACCUGUCCCUCGUUGACUGCCCCUGAUGAUGGUAGCAUAUCGUAUGACCUCACUGUUCAGACCAAUGGCGGGUAUGGUGUUGGCGCAGUAGCCACAUUCUCUUGUGACGCUAACUUCGAUCUGUCGGGAUCCACUACCAGCACGUGCCAGGGUGAUAACACAUGGGACAAUAGCGAACCCACCUGCCAAGCAACCUGUCCCUCGUUGACUGCCCCUGAUGAUGGUAGCAUAUCGUAUGACCUCACUGUUCAGACCAAUGGCGGGUAUGGUGUUGGCGCAGUAGCCACAUUCUCUUGUGACGCUAACUUCGAUCUGUCGGGAUCCACUACCAGCACGUGCCAGGGUGAUAACACAUGGGACAAUAGCGAACCCACCUGCCAAGCAACCUGUCCCUCGUUGACUGCCCCUGAUGAUGGUAGCAUAUCGUAUGACCUCACUGUUCAGACCAAUGGCGGGUAUGGUGUUGGCGCAGUAGCCACAUUCUCUUGUGACACUAACUUCGAUCUGUUGGGAUCCACCACCAGCACGUGCCAGGGUGACCACACAUGGGACAAUAGCGAACCCACCUGCCAAGCAACCUGUCCCUCGUUGACUGCCCCUAAUGAUGGUAGCAUAUCGUAUGACCUCGCUGUUCUGACCAAUGGCGGGUAUGGUGUUGGCGCAGUAGCCACAUUCUCUUGUGACACUAACUUCGAUCUGUUGGGAUCCACCACCAGCACGUGCCAGGGUGAUAACACAUGGGACAAUAGCGAACCCAUCUGCCAAGUUUCUUUUGGGGGAGAAACCUGUGCUGAUCUGUCAAUGUUUUUUACUGAACUCGCCUGUGCUCCUGAUGGCUCCUAUGCUCCGGUGCAGUGCAGGGGCAUGGAGUGUGACUGUGUCAACACUACGACUGGAGAUGUACUUAGACAAAUACCGUUCCCACAGAGGGACACCAUCAACUGCUCAGCACCUGCAUUCGUUUGCCCUCCAUCUGCCUGUGGACCUACGAUUUGUUCUCGUGGAUACAUGAGGGAUAAUAAUGGAUGCUUUACUUGCGUCUGUGAAGCUGUUCCAGAACCUAUUGAAUGUAGAACUGUAACUGAAUUGCUUGAAGUUCUCGGAUGCCAUUGCGACUGUAUUGACAUCACAAUGAUUGCUAGGGAAGUUCUUGAAACCACGAAGGACUCGUGUCCUACAUGUAACCAAUCCUGUAACAGUACAUCGAUGUCUGCAGGCUCCUGUGUGACCCGUGACAGUACUUGUGAACGUCGUAUGGAACUAAGGAUUGUUGGCCCAUAUGGGACACCAGAAUGUGUACAGCAACCCAAUGAAGGUGAUGAGUGUAUGAUACCUGAGAGGAACCAAGACUCUACGAGUGGCCUAAAUGCACAAAUCAAUAUUGGACAGGACAUGGCAACUUGUGCGGAAGGGUCCAUAUGUGUCCAGAUUGCUCGUGGGGUGUACAGAUGCCAAAUAGACAACUCACCAUGCGCACUUGAUCGUCAAAUGAAUCCAGAUAUUGAGUGCGAUAUAGAAGGCAAUUUCAUGCCUCUCCAGUGUCAGCCUGCUAACACCUCAAUGCUGUGUCGCUGUGUGGAUGUGACUAAUGGAAAUACCUUAAGCGGGACAGCUGAGGUCAGAGUGGAGCCUGGAAUGCCAAGGCCGAACUGUCAGCCUCGAGACUGCAAUGUUCCUGGGAGUGGAAACGGUCGAAUGUUUACGGUUAAACAUGGAGCCUCUUACUUUGAUGUAGCCAGCUGUCAAAGUUGUCAGUGCAAUGACGGAGAUCCUGGAGCUUUAUGCAGUUCCUCUCAGAACAAUUGUGCAGCCCUUAUGAGUCAGAAUAACUGCACGUUGGAUAGUGGCUUGGUGUUACCUCACGGUGAACAGAUGACCAUCGACUGUGAGAGGUGUGGUUGCAGAAAUGGACAAGUCCGCUGUGUCACUAUCGGAGACUGUGAGCGUACAAGUGAUGAACCCGUAACGUUGAACAUGUGCCAAGAGUGUGCGAUGCUACCUCCGAACCCAGUGUGUGGGCCCGAUGGCCGCAAUCACAGAUCAGAGUGUGCUGCUGUCAACUGUGCUGGGUUAGAUGCCAUGGAACUCCUCAAUGGGGCUUGUCAGAGCAAUGAUUUGUGCAAUGUCUUCCCCUGUCCCACCGCCUGUAUUGUCACAGGGGCCGUGGCAUGUAUCGGCACCUGUCAAGCGGACCAACUCAGAACAUGCGUCAACAUUAACACCCUCCAAUGUGCUGCAAACGAAUCUUCAAUUGAAUCUCAAGUGUGUGGUAGUGACGGUGUAACGUACUCUAGUACCUGCACCCUCCUCCAAACAACAGUGGAUGUACGGAUUGCACACAGUGGUGCUUGUGAGAAUGACGAGUGUACCAGCAUGGGAGAGGUUUGCGGUAGUGAUGGAGUGACCUACCCCAACCCCUGUAUUCUGAGAAGCCGGGCUGUCACUAGAUUAGACUAUCCUGGUGCUUGUAUCACUACUGGAUCUACUGCUGAAGCGAUCUGUGAAAAUGUUCAAACACAGGGAUUGUGUGCAGUGAACAAUUACAAUUGUGACUCCCCCCGCCUCCCAAAGAUUGGCUGUUGUCCUGUGUGUGGUGGAGCAGUGACAAUAGCUUUUGAUAUAGAUGCCUUGACACUUGUUGGUUCUAUCGACUCUGAUUUUCUAUCAUUUGGUUUUCUGGCAUCUGAAGUUCUUAAGUUGUUUUCUGAAGUCCCCUGCACUGCGUUGAUUGAUAUAACAGCUACCUCCGACAUAGAGCUGUCACUAAUCUCAGAAGAUCCUGCUCAAAGUCAGGAGUGUGUGGCUCUAACAGAAGAAAUUGCCAGGGCUGUGAAUGGAGAGAAUGGAAAGCGUCGUAGGAGGCAGACAUCUGUGGACCUCCCACAAGUGUUUGACUACACCCUAGCAGCAGACACAGCUCAGCUGGUCCCUAGACAAGUUACAGUAGCUCCUGUAACUACAAAUGCAGUGGAUUCCUCUCCUACAAAUCCUUCAAGUGAUGGAGCUAUGUCUGUACAUGUGACGCUGGGUGCUCUCUCACUGCUGGUGUUGAGUAUACUGUCAGUACUGCUGGGAUAAACUAAACUGAACUGAAACUGAACCUGAACUAUUAUAAUAUUAUGCUAUAUGCAUGGCUGCCAUAAUUAUGUUAUAGAUAGUA
Molecule: messenger RNA, 3900 nt
Organism: Halichondria panicea
Lineage: Eukaryota; Metazoa; Porifera; Demospongiae; Suberitida; Halichondriidae
Product: sushi, von Willebrand factor type A, EGF and pentraxin domain-containing protein 1-like
Exons: 23
Coding region: 66-3818 (1250 amino acids)
Molecular function (GO): serine-type endopeptidase inhibitor activity; protein binding
Source: RefSeq, a predicted model, not a curated record